Molecule: messenger RNA, 1533 nt
Organism: Plasmodium coatneyi
Lineage: Eukaryota; Apicomplexa; Aconoidasida; Haemosporida; Plasmodiidae
Exons: 1
Coding region: 1-1533 (510 amino acids)
Molecular function (GO): rRNA (guanine-N2-)-methyltransferase activity; rRNA (guanine-N7-)-methyltransferase activity
Source: RefSeq, a predicted model, not a curated record
AUGGUGAGACUUCCCCCACGGCUGAAACAACUCACUUGGCGCAACAGUUUUGUACAUUCAAAAGGGGGGACACCAUGGAAGAAGCGGCUCCACAGUAGCAGGAACAGCAACAGCAGUGUGGCACACUGCAGGGAUGAAGGUGACCUGCACAAAUAUGUAUGCGUCGUGCCGUAUAAGAACGACAAUGUCCUGUCGCUGGAGAAAACGUAUGACGAGAAAUAUCCCCACGUGGUUAGCGAAAACAGCAUUGAAGUGGAGUCCAAUUUGAAAUACAUAUACAAGCUGCUACUAACGAGCAGAACAGUGGAACAAAUCCGAUUGCUGUUACAUAAUUCGUACUGCGCGUAUGAGAAUAACUUCAUAAAUGACGUGAGGAACAUUAACUGGGCUGCCUAUAUCCCCUUCAGCAGUGUCUUCACGGAGCCACAAAUAAAUGUGAAAAGCAUAAAGUCAAGGCUGUUCCACACCUGCAUGAUUAAAAACAUCAUCCUGAACGUGAUUAAAAAGCAGCAACAAGUGUAUAUAGAAAAAAACGGAGAUGAAAAUAUUCUUUUGAAGAAGAAAAAACUCAAUCCAUCCUCUCUCCAACCGCUAAAAAUACAUGUCCUCUUCCGUUACAACGAAUUAAAAAUUAGUGUAAACAUAAGUAAUGACUUAAACAAACGUUUGUACAUUGCACACAAAAGUGACAGCUCAUUAAAAAGCACAAUCAUAGCUUCCGCAUUGUUCAGAAUUAACAUUUUUAAUUAUACCAAUGGGGGAAAAAACCUCUAUUUUUUGGAUCCCUUCUGUAAUGAUGGAAGCAUUAUUUUGGAAAUAUUUUCCAUUUUAAUGACUGCCCCUUGUGGUUCCCCCAGUAUUAACUACCCCAUUGUGUCCUUUCCUAUGCAUUCCCCUUCUACGUUUUGGGAAGCUUUAAAUGAAGUGAACAUGACGCCAGGGAAGUUCACCGAUAGGGUGUUCCUCCUUGGGGUUGACGAUAGUAAGGAUCACAUAAGACAAGCUAAUGCAAAUUUGAAGAGACUCUUUCUGACCAUGCCGAGGUCUGUUGAUGAGGAGGGUGUGCAGGUGGGGGGAAAGGUCCCUUUGUCCAGAGAAGGGGUGGACAAAUCGGUUCGAAGUGGAGGGGGGGAUGCUCCUUCCCAUUUUAGUGCGUUAGGAACACAUGAACUGAACGCUCUAUUCUCCAACGAUGGAAUAUUUCAAAACAGAAGCGAUGACCCCCUCGCCAUGUCGAGGAGGAUAAAAUUCUUACACAUGGAUUUCCUAAAACUUAACAGUGUGAACGAAAACUGUGUUAUCAUUACGAGCAUUGUAAACGUGGACGAGAAAAAAAAAAAAAAAUUGGAGAAAAUCCUCCUCCGCUCGCAGAUUUUAAAUGCAUUCGUAUUCGCCCAGGAGAGUUAUAAAGAAAGGACGAAGCUGAAGUUUAAGUUGGUUUCUCGAUUCGUGUCAGAUGGGCAGAACAUCAUUUUGGUUCAGCUCUUUGGGCAGCCUCGGCGUGGGGUGUACGACGAGACGUGGGACGGUUAG